CCAAUAUAGGGUGUAUUUCUAUGUAUAAAUUCAUAACACCCCAUUGGUGAUUUUUUUUUUUUUUUUGCAUAAGAAGCUUUCAACUUAUUUCAGUGGAGGUUGAUAAACAAAGGAUAAUUAUGUCUGCAAAUCGUAUCUAAUUGUUUUAAAAGAUCUCAAGAAAAAAUGAAGAUUAAAGGAGUGAAGCUAUGCAAACUGCUUCCAUUUAUUUAAACAGGUUUCUUGUUUGGUGGUAUCUCUACAAGGCAUCUCUACAAGGCAACCAGCUGACCUAGAUAUUCCCCACCCAAAAAUGGGGAGAGGGCUCUAGUCUCAAAAUCUAGACAGCCUAAACUUCAGGAACAGUAAUUUAACAUCAUGGAAUGUUUGACACUAGUAAUCAAGAGAUACACCUAUCUUUGCUGAAUGUAUUUACUUACAUGGCUUUACACCUGGGAGUUGUCAUUGUAAAGUCACCGUGCUGAGCAAAAGAUAGAACUAGAUUAACUUUAGUACUAAAAUUCAAGAACUUUCUAGUAAUCAUGCAUUCAUCACUACUGUACUAGGUCAAUAUAACCGGAUAUUUACAUACUGUAUUCCACAAAAAGGCUGAAAUGUAAAAUAAGCAAAAAUGCUGAUCCAUAUUAUUUGAUAUUCCUCCCUAGCAAUCUGGAUAGGAAACUGCUAACUCAAAACAAGACUCUGAGAAUUCUGUUUGGUAACACUUAUUGGUAGGAAAAUUGAGAUUCUAACGUAAGAGUUUCACCAUAUUUUCAGAUGAAGCACCAAUACCUGUGGACAAUUUAGAGUGGUAAAAAUCUCAUUCAUUUUCUUAUUGUCAGAGAGGGCUGCAAGCCUGUUGCUUUUGUUAAAUAGGGCAUGUCUGAUCUAUUCAUUGAACCAACUCUCAUAUAUAUGCUGCUGAUGGACUAGAAUCUGGAGAAUAAGUAGGGUUAACAUGAGAUAGCCUAUACACUAUAGGUAUUAUAUCUUGCCCUUGUGAACCUAUUAGUCAGCUGACAUAGUCAGAUUUUAAGUUAAAUGGGACAGAAGCUACACAAAAGAUACUCAUUUUUUUCUCAAGUGAUGACUACAGUUGAGGGAUGAGUAAUAGGCUAAAAAACUUGUUUUUGAGGUUUAAAACCAUGAAUUUAUCUUUCAGGAUUUGUCAAAAAAAAAUACUACAUAGAACAGUAUUUUAAUAUAAAAAAAGAGAUUUAAGUAAUCAACAGUCAUUUCUGGCUAAAACUUAAUUGGUGGGAUGAAAAAACAAGAACCUGAUCUGCUCCCUGAAAGCAGUUAUAAUUAGCCAGUAUAUAGUAAGCAUGUCAUGAUAAUUCAGCAAUCAUUGGCCACAGACAGCAUAAUCAGUUCCCACCUACAGAGAGGGCAGUGAACAGAAAAGUACUUUGCUAAGCAAAAAAUUUGCUUGAAUCAGAACAAUUGGAUUUAUUAUAUGUGAUAUUCUCUUGUGUGUGGUCUAUUUUUUUAUUUACUGCUUUCACUGUUUUUAAUUGGUUUUGUAGCAUGCUUUAAUAUGCCAUCCAGAAUCAAUUUGUGGGAGCUGGGGCACCAUAUAUACUUGUCAAUAAAUAAUCAACCUUGAAACUGGACAAUAUAUUUGCCUAUAAGGCAUUUUAUUUUAUAAUAUAAUGUCAUGGUCAGAUAACCAAUAAACCAUCUCUUACUGUCAAAUGAAAUUUAAAAAAAUUAUUUUACUCUAAGUGAUUUAAGUGAUUUACUUUUAAAUCUUUGCAGCAAAACCAUUUGACUUAUCCCAUUACUUUCAAAUACCUAGGAGCUGCUCAACAUCCAAUAUCAAAAUCUAAUCUAGACUUUAUUAAUUAAGGAUUAAUGGAAUAAUACAGAAGCAAAGUGUAACCUUUCCUAAGUACUAGGAAUCACCACUAGUGAAUUGAGUGAAUUCCAUUUGAGUGAAUAGACCUCACAACAGCAUUGGAUGCUAGGACUAAAUGGAGAGGAUUCAUUUUUCUCUAAUAAAAAAAAAAUAUGAUAAAGGAAGAUAUGCUCCUAAAAACUAUACUCAAAUAGUAGUGAUAGUUUAUUUAAACAUAUAUUAACUGGAAAAAUUAAGGCGCAAACAAGGAUAUUUGACUUCUAAAGGUGUGCUAGAAUGAAUGUAGAAUAAUUACCGAAAUGGUAUCUGAGUAUUAGGGAAGUAGAAAGUGUGAGAAAGAAAAUCAAAACAACUGCACCAUGGCUGUAUUAGGUAUAAUUUGAAAUAGACAGGGGUUUUGACAGGCUUUCAAAGUUCUGUUACAUUAGCCUAACUACAUCAAAGUACCUUCCAUUUCUCUAGCAACUCCCGUUCUUUUCACCUUGAUUACCUCAAAAGGCUGACAAAAGAUUGCUGGGAAAGUUGUGUUAAUAGCUUUGUAAAUUAAGGGAAGAUAUGUAUAACACUCCAUAUGUUUGUUCAGAAGUACAAUGUGAUGUUCUAUAGCAGUAAAGAUCUCUAAAAGCUGUUUAAAAUUCUACUGUAAUGGAACACAAAAGGAAAGUGAUUAAACUCAUAACUAACAAUAUGAAAUAUAUUAGCCCUGUAUUUCCUGGAAUAUUCAGGCAAAUCAGCUGAGUUUUACGUUGUUCUGCUCCUUCUAUCAUGCAACUCUUAGGGUACCAAGCUUCUUUGUAGCUGGUGUGAAAAUGCAAAAUGGUGUUAAUGUCCUGAAUGGAAUGGACUCCCAUUAGAAUGUAAUUAAAAAAUAAAAUACUUAUAUUUACUAUGCUUUAUUUCAAUUGAAGAUCAGUGAAAUAAAAUUUACUUUUGUCCCUUUAUUCACUACAUUAGAACAUUACUUCCAACAGAUUAAUAAAAAUGACUAUGCUAGGAAACAAUAUGAUCUUAUUAAUGAUAGUAAAAUGAUUUGGAAUUAUCCCUAAAUAUGAUUACAUGUACGAACAAUUGGCCUCAUUUAUUAGAGAUCAAUCUAAUAUGACAUGGGACUUUCAUUCAUUUCAUUGUCAAACAGAAAUUUUACACCUUAAUUUGUUUUCUGGAAAGUAUAGCAACAUGUGGUAACAUUAUAUUGGAAGAGCAUAUAUGGUAAAAUAAAAAUACAGUUUGAAUAUAUAUGUGUUGUACUACAUUAAGAAGAAGCAAAGUUAUAAAAAGGAAAGUUUUUACAAGGGUUUUUUAAAAAAAUGUAUGAAUUAUAAUGAAAGGUUUGACCCAGACUACUCCACCUAUUUUCCAUCUCAACAAGUGAAUAAUCAAGGGGAGAGCCUAAAUAUGUAUUAGGAUUAUCUAAUAAUUAUUUUAAUUAUUUAAUGAUGGGCUAGGCUAAUCUGUUGACAAAAUUUUCAUUCAUUUGUGCAUAUGAUGCAGUGUUAAAUGGACAUAUAAAAGGGUAGAAAACCACUGUCCAAGAACAACCUUAGCUACAUUUCUGCACAAGGAAGAUCCUUUCUAUUGUCGUGGAAUCAUGAGCUACAGGAGCCAAUCAUCCAGACAAGCUUCUUCCUCCCGCAGUAGCAGAGGAGGAACAAGAGUAUCUGGUGGUGGAUCAUGCAGCUUUAGUAGUAGAUCGAGUAGCAGACUCGUUGGUAGUGGUGGCAGCAGUGGUGGCAGUGGAGCAUGGGGCAUGUGCAACUUCAGUGGAGGGGCAGACAGCAGGGGCAGGUCAGUCUCUGGUGGCCUAGCAUGCAGAGGCAGCAGAUCGAGGACCAUGAGUGCUGGAUGGGGCACUUCUGGUUCAGCUGGAGCAUUUGGUAGCUUUGCAGGUGGUGAAGGUGGCCUUCUUUCUGGUGAUGAGAAGCAAACAAUGCAAAACCUUAAUGACCGCUUAGCAACUUAUCUUGGAAACGUCCAAGCACUGGAAGAGGCAAACAGUGAACUUGAGAGCAAAAUUGCAGAAUGGUAUGAAAUGUUUGGAGCAGGAAGCCAAGGGGGACAACAACAAGACUAUAGUGAAUAUUAUGCCAUUAUUGAUGACCUCAGAAAUCAGAUAAUUGCUGCAUCAAUUGACAAUGGAACACUGAUUUUGCAGAUUGACAAUGCUAGGCUGGCAGGUGCUGAUUUCAAACUCAAGUAUGAUAAUGAAUUGGCCCUCCACCAAAGUGUUGAAAUGGAUACCAAUGGCUUACGAAAGGCCCUGGAAGAAAUUGAGAUAACAAGCAAUGAUCUUAAAGUGCAAAUUAACAGCUUUUCUGAAGAAAUGGAACAGAUGAAGAAAAAUCAUGAGGAGGAUAUGAGCUCAAUGAAUGAUUCUACUGCAGCUGGAGAUAUCAAUGUGGAAAUGAAUGUCACACCUGGAGUUGACCUGACUACUCUCCUCAAUCAGAUGAGGGGUGACUAUGAGGUUCUAGCUGAGCAGAAUAGAGAGGAUAUUGAGGCUUGGUUCAAUGAGCAGAGCCAAGAACUGAACAAGCAGAUCAACACCAGUGUUGAGGAAACCAGUACCAACAAGAGUGAGAUUACUGAACUGAAACGCACUUUGCAGAGUCUUGAAAUUGAACUCCAAUCUCAACAAUCACUGAAACAAUCUCUUGAGUCUACUCUAGUAGAGACAGAAAGUCAAUACUGUUCCCAACUGUCCCAAAUACAAGAAGUGAUUGGCAGUGUGGAAGGCCAAGUACAACAGAUAAGAGAUGACAUGGAGUGUCAGAACAGAGAAUAUGAACAGCUCCUGGAUGUUAAGAUCCGCUUGGAAAAUGAGAUUGACACUUACCGAAGUCUCCUUGAUGGAAGUGAAGGUUCUGACAGAACUUCAGGAAGAAGAGACAUGAGACAACAGUCAGAAGUUAAAUCCAGAGGACAAGCAGGUUCAAAAUCUAGAGACCAGUCAUCUUUCAGCUCUGGAGCUAAAGCCUUAGGAUCUUCAGAUUUAAAAUCCAGGGAAUCAUCAUCAGGAUCUUUUGGUACUCAAUCUAGGAGUGCGGAAUCUGCAGAUCAAAGGUUUAAAAGACAAGAAUAUGGCACCUCUCAGUCUCAGUCCAAAGGUUCUGGAUCUGGAGAUUCUAAACAGACAGACCCUCAAAAAACAAGAGUGAUCAGAACCAUAGUUGAAGACAGAAUUGGUGACCAAGUUGUCUCAACUCGUGUUCAAUCUGUUGAAGAAAAGCCCAUUAAAUAAGCAGCCUCAGCUUUACUACAAAG
Messenger RNA from Ahaetulla prasina, 5098 nucleotides. Its product is annotated as keratin, type I cytoskeletal 12-like. Gene Ontology annotation, molecular function: structural molecule activity. The transcript has 8 exons. NCBI's taxonomy places the organism in Eukaryota, Metazoa, Chordata, Lepidosauria, Squamata, Colubridae. The record is from RefSeq and is a predicted model, not a curated record. The coding region runs from base 3426 to 5075 and encodes 549 amino acids.